Anopheles maculipalpis is the source of this 1069-nucleotide messenger RNA. RefSeq names its product phosphotriesterase-related protein. NCBI's taxonomy places the organism in Eukaryota, Metazoa, Arthropoda, Insecta, Diptera, Culicidae. The coding region runs from base 2 to 1057 and encodes 351 amino acids. Gene Ontology annotation, molecular function: zinc ion binding. The record is from RefSeq and is a predicted model, not a curated record. Gene Ontology annotation, biological process: catabolic process. The transcript has 4 exons.
GAUGAAGGUUCAAACAGUGCGUGGUCCGGUGGACCCAGAGCAGCUAGGCUACACACUAACGCAUGAGCAUUUCUCGCUUAACUUCGAUAAGAUGUACUCGGCUCCACCGGAUGCGGUGGAGGAGUACGUCAGUAGGCGCAUUACGCUGGAAAACGUUGGCUACGUGAAGCAGUAUCCGUACGGUAGUCGGUACAACAUAAACUUUGAAGAUUUCGACACACAUCAGGCGGUGACGAAAGAUGUGGUGGCGUACAAAAAGUUUGGUGGAGGAUCGAUCGUCGAGAACACAUCGCACGGCCUCGGGCGCAACCUGAAGCUGAUGUACGAUGUGUCGAAAGAAGCGAACGUGCAUGUGAUCGCCGGCACGGGCCACUACAUCCAUGCGAUGCAAGAUGAGGCAACGCACGGUAUGAGUGUCGAGCAGAUGACGGACCUGUACACGAAGGAACUGCUAUUUGGUGUGGAGGUGCCCGGAUUGGACGAACCGGUCAAGUGUGGCUUUAUCGGUGAGGUUGGAAGUGGUUGGCCGAUUACGCACUUCGAGCGCAAUGCUAUUCAAGCGACGGCAGAAGUGCAAGCCGCAAUCGGUUGUGGUGUUUCCUUUCAUCCGGGACGCGAGCGGGAUGCUCCUUACGAGAUUGUGCGGUUGUACCUAGAGGCGGGUGGUAAUGCGUCCAAGUGUGUAAUGUCGCAUCUGGAUAGGACGCUUUUCGAGGAUGAAGAUUUGCUGGAGUUUGCCAAGCUGGGUACGUACCUGCAGUUUGAUCUGUUCGGUACGGAGUGUUCGUACUAUCAGCUAAAUCCGGAGUCGUACAUGCAGUCGGAUGAGCAGCGGAUUCAGAAGAUUAUGCGCCUUAUUCGGGAGGGUUACGAGGAGCGCAUUCUGAUGGCACACGAUAUCCACACCAAGCAUCGGCUGACUUCAUUCGGAGGACAUGGAUAUAGUCACAUUCUGAACAACGUACUGAUGCGGUUCUCGCUGCGGGGCAUCGACAUUAAAACGGUGGACACGAUGACCAUCAGCAAUCCGGCACGUUGGUUAGAGAUGAAGGUUUAGCAUUCACAGAGU